UGCGUUCUCUAGCGCGGCUCCUCUGAUUGGCUGCGUGCCAGCGCCGCGGGUGAGGUCACGGCGCACCUGGCCCCUUCGCGGAAGUGGUGUGCAGUGCAGAGCCGAGCUCGGCGGCGGGCCCGGUCCGGCUUGUUCCGGUCCCGCUCCCCCGGCCCGUCCUGUCCCCGCUCCCCUGGUCCGGCCCAUCAUGCAGGCGGUGGAGCGGGACGGGGCGGCAGGCGGCCCCGAAGGGGCGGUGGGGGGCGGUGAGGCCCUACCGGAGCCGUCGCCGCCCAAGACCGCCGCCGCUUUCGACUUGCUGGAGCUGGUGCGGAGCUACCGGCGGCUGGAGCUCUACCUGGAGCCGCUGCGGGACGCCGCCGAGGGCGUCCGUUCCCUCCUCCGGUGGCAGCGGCCCGUGUGCUCCCUCCUCGUCUGCCUCGGCCUCAACUUCCUCCUGCUCACCCUCGGCCAAGCCGCCUGGUACUCGGUGCUCGCCCUGUUGGUCCUGGUGCCGGCCCUGCUGGGCUACCUGCAGGAGACGUGCCGGGCCCGGCCCUCGGAGCCAGAGCUGGUGCGCAGGAGGUACCACAGCGUGCGCCGGGAGGACCUGCGCAGGGUGCAGCUCUCGCGGCAGGAGGCCAUCGUCCAGGUCAAGAGCUUCCUGAUCCAGCUGGAGGGAUUCCUGAGCGGGAUGUGCUGCAGCUGUGAGGCAGUGUACCGUGUGCUGUACUGGGAGAACCCCACUGUCUCCUCCCAGUUUUAUGGGGCGCUGCUAGGAUCUGUCUGUGUCCUUUACCUGCUGCCCCUCUGUUGGGUCCUGGCCAUCCUCAACAGCACCCUCUUCCUGGGCAACACCCAGUUUUACCAAGUGGUAAUGGAGCUCAAGGCCUCGAUUGAGCAGUGUGUGGGCACCAAACCCCUCGAGAGCACUCCAGAGCCUGCCGAACCCCUGCCAGCUGCUGCCCCCCCAGAUCGGACCCCCACACCCACCAGCACAGAGGACCUUACCCCUGGCAGCGUGGAGGAGGCGGAGGAGGCAGAGCCUGAUGAAGAGUUCAAAGAUGCUAUUGAGGAGAACCAGCUGCUGGUCAUGGAGGAUGACGAGAGCUCUCAGUGCUCAGCAGAUUUUGACCUCAGCCUCCCAGACAACGGUUUUAUGAGCAAAAACGAGGUGAUCCGCAGCAAGGUGUCACGCUUGACCGAGCGUCUGCGCAAGCGCUACCCCAGCAACAACUUUGGGAGCUGCACGGGCUGUGCAGCCACCUUCUCUGUGCUCAAGAAGAGGAGGAGCUGCAGUAACUGUGGGAACAGCUUCUGCUCCAGGUGUUGUUCCUUCAAAGUCCCCAAGGCUGUGAUGGGAGCCACGGCCCCGGAGGCUCAGAGGGAGACGGUGUUCGUGUGUGCUCUGUGCAACCAGGUGCUCAUCAAGUGACUGAAGCAGGCCCAGCCAGCUCCUGGGUCCUGCACUGCCUGACACCCAGGACAGUGGGCACCCUUGCAGCCAGGAGCCUGGGCUGCUUGGUUCCCAGCAUGGUGUCACCCUGCCAGAGGAUGCUUGUGCUUGCUGCUCCUCCUGCCAGUGCCAGGCUGGGGGCAGACCAGCCCUCCUUGCCGUGCAGCAUCUGCUGCACCAGCUGGGUCCCUGUGGUGGAGCAUUGCCCACAGCUGUACCCCCAUCCCUGCAGCUGCUCCAAGCCCUGGAUGCUCCCUGGCACUCGCUGUGCCCUGCCACGUACUUGCCCAGGCCCUGUGGACUGGGUUAGUGAUGGAGGAGCCAUCCUUCCCACUUGUGGUCCUACCUCCACCUCUUGGGUGAGGCAGAACAACCUCAGGGCUCUGUCCCUACCUUUCCCAGCACUGUGCUAGAUGAGUGUAUUUUUGGGAUCAAGUCAGAGCUCUGCCUGCAUCACCAGGAGAUGUGGUCUUUGGUCCUGGCUCAGCUGAGACCCUGCUAGUCACUCCUGUGCUCCUUGGCCUCACCACCUGCAGGUUUAGUCUCCCCCCACUCCAAUACUUGGCCGUAGUGCAGAGGAGGCAAGAGGGUAAGUUUGGGCUGGGCUGUGUGGCUGGGUCUCCAGCUGCAGUGUGAGAAGAGGCAGGAGUUGGUGCUGCUCUGUGCACUUAGUGACUGCUGCUUUCUACUACAGAUUAAUAUAUGUGUAUAUAGAGAAUGACCAAUAAAUCUCUUGCCCUCA
Molecule: messenger RNA, 2177 nt
Organism: Aquila chrysaetos chrysaetos
Lineage: Eukaryota; Metazoa; Chordata; Aves; Accipitriformes; Accipitridae
Gene: ZFYVE27
Product: zinc finger FYVE-type containing 27
Exons: 12
Coding region: 188-1414 (408 amino acids)
Biological process (GO): positive regulation of axon extension; neurotrophin TRK receptor signaling pathway; vesicle-mediated transport
Cellular component (GO): endoplasmic reticulum tubular network; growth cone membrane
Molecular function (GO): metal ion binding
Source: RefSeq, a predicted model, not a curated record